Molecule: messenger RNA, 345 nt
Organism: Mastomys coucha (southern multimammate mouse)
Lineage: Eukaryota; Metazoa; Chordata; Mammalia; Rodentia; Muridae
Product: 60S ribosomal protein L29-like
Exons: 1
Coding region: 1-345 (114 amino acids)
Source: RefSeq, a predicted model, not a curated record
AUGCACUUUGCUAAGAAGCACAACAAGAAAGGCCUGAAGAAGAUGCUGGCCAACAAUGCAAAGGCAGUGAGUGCACAUGCAGAGGCCAUCAAGGCCCUUGUGAAGCCCCAGGCCAUCAAGCCCAAGAUUCCAAAGGGCUCCAGCUGCAAACUCAGCCACCUGGGGUUCAUCAGUCACCCCACGCUUGGGAAGCAGAUUCAAAGCUACAUGGCCAAGGGGCAUAGGCCCUGCCAACCAAAACCCAAGGUUCAAACCAAGGAAGAGGCCAAAGUUCCAGCUAAGGCCCAGGCUUCAAUUCCAGAUCAGGUUCCUAAAGGUGCCCAGGCCCCUGUGAAGGCCCCAUAG